GCGGGGGACUCGUCGCGCGUCUGCGCGGGAUCUAACUGUCCCGAUUGCGGUUGAAGGUCUGCGCUACGCAAAAAUGAGUUCGACGCGUAGUAGGAAUGCGAGGGGGCGCACCGGUAGUAUUGUUGCUGAUUGUCGCGGGGGUAAGCUGAGGAUGAGUCCAUGGUCUCCGUUAACAACCUCGAGGUUGCCAUCGACGUUCAUCCCAGCACGACCACGUUCACACGCCCCUAUCAGCACUUGUCACUGCCGCAUUUGGAAGGCGCGUCUCUUCAUUGUCCACCGCGCCCGCCUCCCGCGACGCGUAUGUCUGUCCGCGAAACACCUCGUUCAUGGACCCUGGACUAGCCAUCAUAGCCGUUUCACUUGCGUUCUUUGUGGUGGGGAGCUACUCCAUCUUCUUCAGCGCCUUCCUUCCCUUGACCGGCAUCUCGGUUCUCGACGCGCUCGCGCUCGACACGCACUACAAAUACCUCGCGGUCCUUCUCAUCCCUACGUCGACCUACUUUGUCAUCGCGAACUGGGUGGGAUGGCAGUACUAUCAGAAUUCAUAAACACUGCUUCGAAGGCGUACUGAGUUUCGGCAUGAUCUUUGCCAUUGACCUCGAAGACAGCCAGACCGUGGUCAUGGUCUCAAGACGGGAAUCGUGUUUCUAUACAGUACGGCAAAUACAGGUACAGGUGCAGUAU
Molecule: messenger RNA, 687 nt
Organism: Schizophyllum commune H4-8
Lineage: Eukaryota; Fungi; Basidiomycota; Agaricomycetes; Agaricales; Schizophyllaceae
Exons: 2
Coding region: 330-551 (73 amino acids)
Source: RefSeq, a predicted model, not a curated record